Messenger RNA from Frankliniella occidentalis (western flower thrips), 1128 nucleotides. RefSeq names its product arylalkylamine N-acetyltransferase 1-like. Gene Ontology annotation, molecular function: N-acetyltransferase activity. The record is from RefSeq and is a predicted model, not a curated record. NCBI's taxonomy places the organism in Eukaryota, Metazoa, Arthropoda, Insecta, Thysanoptera, Thripidae.
GGGAGGUGGUGGGAAUCCUGCUCAGCGGCACCAAACGGCGCAAGGAGGGCCCCGCCGAGCCCGAGGAGCUACCCCCGCCGGAGGGGAUCCCGAACACCAAGUUCCGCCACAUUGUGCGGCUGUUGGACGAGGCUGACGCCCAGGCCGACGUGUUCGGGCGCUUCCCGAACGUGGACGCGUACGUGGACAUCAAGAUCCUCUCCGUGCAUCCAGACUACCGGGGCCGAGGCAUCGCCAAACAACUCAUCGAUCAAAGCAGGGAGGUAACGCGGUCCCAGGGCGUCCCCAUGGUGCGCUGCGUGUGCACCAGCUACUACACCCACAAGGCCGUGGCGCGGCUGGGUUUUGAGCACGUCCACACCAUGCCGUACAAGUCGUUCGUGGACGAGGCGGGCACGCCUGUGUUCCAGACAGAGCCCCCGCAUGACAACGUGGAGACCUACGUGGCAAGAGUGUGACUCAGCGGUCCAACUCGACUGGCAUUAUAGUACAAAGACUGCCUUACCUAUAUAAGCAUACGCGUUGCCUUGAGGAAACUCGUCUGAAGGGUAGAGGGUUUGAAAGCCUCGAGUGUGAUUGGCCUCUAGCUUUGCGUUCAUGAUUCAUACACGAGGGAAAAAAAAAAAACAAAGGUGAAAUAGGUAACAAAUUCCUUACUUAUAAAGUGUUGAUAAUUUCAACUGUCGCUUUAAUUUUGCUGUGAAUUUAUAAUACUCAAAUGUAAUCAAAAUUAACUUACUUAAGAAGAAUUCAGAGUUUACAAAACGCGGGCACGAUUAUCACGCUAGGCGUGACAAAAGUUUGCCCAAUGGCUGCGUGAGGCUUACGGAGCGUGAAAAUCACGUUUGCGUUUUGUGAACUCUCAAUUCACACUUAUAGUCAAAAGGUGGAGCGGAAUGCUCAGAGCGAAGUUGGGGCGAAAGGGGUGGUGGGAAGAGGGGAGGCAGUGCCGCCAGCAUCAAACACCACCACCAACACCCACGAGCACGUCCCAACUAUGCUCGAGCAUUCGUACAGCAAGUUCACCUGAAUGUGAAUUGUUGUCUAUUUAAAACUGUAACCAAACAAAACUUGUAUUUGUACUGGAGGGACACAUUCCGAUGGUUGAAGUAAAUUACAACAAAGUAA